Acinonyx jubatus (cheetah) is the source of this 624-nucleotide messenger RNA. RefSeq names its product interleukin 31 (gene IL31). The transcript has 3 exons. Bases 1 to 624 code for a protein of 207 amino acids. Gene Ontology annotation, molecular function: cytokine activity; cytokine receptor binding. The record is from RefSeq and is a predicted model, not a curated record. NCBI's taxonomy places the organism in Eukaryota, Metazoa, Chordata, Mammalia, Carnivora, Felidae.
AUGGAGGGGUCAAGUAAAAUGAAGGCUGAGAGGAAGCCAGUAAGAGAAGACUCUGGAGGGGCUUGGCCAGUGGUUGCUCAACAACGGCUUCGGUGGUUGCAACUGGGGUGGGCAGGGGGCGUCUGGCCACGUGGCCCACAGCAUCAUUUUCUUUCUCCAGGACCUGCCAGGUUUGCCCUGUUUCUGCUCUGCUGCAUGGAAACCUUGCUGCCCUCCCAUAUGGCACCCACCCAUCGACUACAACCAAGUGACGUCCGAAAAAUAAUCUUGGAAUUACGGCCCAUGUCUAAGGGACUUUUGCAAGACUACCUGAAGAAGGAGAUGGGGUUGCCAGAAUCUAACCAUUCCUCGUUACCGUGUCUCAGCUCUGACUCCCAACUGCCGCACAUCAAUGGCUCCGCCAUCCUGCCUUAUUUCAGGGCGAUCAGACCAUUGUCAGAUAAGAAUACGAUCGAUAAAAUCAUAGAACAGCUGGACAAACUCAAAUUUCAACGUGAACCAGAAGCAGAAGUUUCUAUGCCUGCAGACAACUUUGAACGUAAAAACUUCAUCUUGGCCGUUUUACAACAGUUCUCAGCGUGCCUGGAACAUGUGCUUCAAUCAUUGAAUUCUGGAUCCCAGUAG